AUUGAAUGUCAAGUGUCAGAAUCCAAGGGGGGCGUACACACAUACAUCGUUGGAUGAAGGGUCACGACAACUUUCAAGAAUUGAUUCAACAUGACUGUAGCACAAUCUCGUAAAAGUGGACUUCAAUGGCCUAUUGCCAUCUGUCUUCUUUUACCCUUAGUCUUGACUGGUUGCGGCGGAAGUGAAUUAAGUUGUAUCCCUCACGAUGUUCUAGUCCAUAUUGGUGGCGAAACGGAUGUAGUCUUGUCUCUCAGCGGUUUUAAUGAUUCCGUGGAGAUCUACCCUCUGUACGAACCUGCCAGUGCAGCAGAGAAGAUAACCAAUCUGGGAAAUCUGACUCUUUAUGGAAAUCCAGAUGGACUGAAUCUUAGUUUGACAAUUCAUGCUGUUCAUGGCGGUCAUGUCACUGUAUACUUUAAUGCUACAACCUCAGCCAUAAAUGAUGACGCGGCAUAUGUCAGAGUGACCAUUAUUCAUUCUGAUGAAGUUUUCUUUGUAUGCAUUGCUGUUGGGUGGAUCUACUUUGUCGCCUGGUCUGUUUCAUUUUAUCCCCAAAUCUAUGAAAACUUUAAGAGAAAAUGUGUUGUGGGUUUAAACUUGGAUUAUGUUGUCCUCAAUGUCCUUGGCCAUUUUGUGUAUGGAAUGUUUAAUUUGGGUCUCUAUUGGAUACCGAGCGUUCAGCUCCAAUAUUACGAAAUCCAUCCAAUGGGCGUUAUCCCGGUCCAGACAAAUGACGUCGUAUUUUCAGUGCACGCUACCGUUUUCUCUAUUCUAACUGCCAUACAGUGUAUAAUCUAUGAGAGAGGAGACCAAAAAGUAUCGCCCUACACUUGGGCGUUUAUCGGUGCCUCAUCCGGCUUCAUUUUCUUUAGCACUAUAGCUGCAAUCACUUACAGUAUUACCUAUCUGUCUCUCCUCUACUAUUGCUCCUACGUCAAGCUGUUAGUAACUCUAAUCAAAUACAUCCCUCAGGCUCACCUGAACUACAAACGACAAAGCACCGUGGGAUAUUCGAUUGGCGGAGUGCUACUUGACAUUACCGGGGGAUUGUUGAGCGUCCUCCAAAUGUUUCUAUUGGCAUAUAAUAACGAUGACUGGGAUUCCUUGUUUGGUGAUCCUACCAAAUUCGGACUGGGUCUAUUCUCUGUCAUGUUCGAUUUGCUCUUCAUCGUCCAACACUACGUUCUCUAUCGGAACAACGACCCAUCUCCGGUUUAUCUUCCGAUCAAUCGUGACGAUUAUCUGCCAAUUGACGACGAUCGUAGCACCCCAUCUAUCAUGGCAUAAUGGGUACAUUUCCCCCUUUUUUUAAUAUUCUAGUUUAAUAUUGCCACUCGAUUUCCAUUCUCAAUAUUCUCUCUGUUAAGAUCUCGGUGUCUAAUUGAUUAUUGCCGUAUAAACUAUAGAACCGUCUCAUUGGAAAUAUAUAUCUCUUAGCGAGUCCUCAACUGGAAGACAAGCGCUUCUUUUUAAACAA
Messenger RNA from Daphnia pulicaria, 1477 nucleotides. It is a transcript of the gene Ctns, whose product is annotated as cystinosin-like. NCBI's taxonomy places the organism in Eukaryota, Metazoa, Arthropoda, Branchiopoda, Diplostraca, Daphniidae. Gene Ontology annotation, cellular component: lysosomal membrane. The transcript is spliced from 10 exons. Bases 91 to 1287 code for a protein of 398 amino acids. Gene Ontology annotation, biological process: L-cystine transport. Gene Ontology annotation, molecular function: L-cystine transmembrane transporter activity. The record is from RefSeq and is a predicted model, not a curated record.